This is a messenger RNA of Meloidogyne enterolobii, 624 nucleotides long. NCBI's taxonomy places the organism in Eukaryota, Metazoa, Nematoda, Chromadorea, Rhabditida, Meloidogynidae. The record is from the annotation of a GenBank genome assembly.
AUGAUGAAUAACAAUACAAGAACGAAUAAUACAAGCAAUAGUACAAGUAAUACAACUGGAAAUACAAAUACCACUGCUGCUGACCAAAUGAUCCCUAGAAUGGUGGCUGAUAUAAUUGCACAGGAUUUAAUCACAAAAAUUAACAAUAAUUAUGGGGAUAGAAGAAAUUAUCCUGAAGAUAAAUCUGAGGAGGAAGAAGAAAGAGAUGUUGAUAAUAAAAAAAGAAAAGGGAGACCUAGAAAUAAAUCUUCUAGGGAUGGAGAAAGAAAUAAUAGAAGAAAUCGUAAAUCUGUUUGGCCAGUUAGUGGAAGUAAUCUUUACCAACAAUCAAGCCAACCACAACAAUUAACAGAACAACAAUUAGAACAAAAAUUCCAACAAGUAUUUCAACUACUUCAAAGACCCCUAACCCCAAUCCAACCACCAGAGCCGCCAAUUCAACCUCCUGAAUUUCCAAUCCUCCCAAAACAAUCAGAAGAUAUUGAAAUAAAUAAACCUACAAAAAUGGGUCCUUUACGUGUUAUACAUGUUAAACCAACAGUAAAUGGACGUUUUGCUACUGUUGGGUUAUCAGAAUAUGAAAAUCAUGAUUUAAAACAUCCUUUUGAGGAAGGCUUUGAAUAA